This is a messenger RNA of Cylindrotheca closterium, 1740 nucleotides long. The record is from the annotation of a GenBank genome assembly. NCBI's taxonomy places the organism in Eukaryota, Bacillariophyta, Bacillariophyceae, Bacillariales, Bacillariaceae.
AUGGAAAAAGUGGUCUCCUUUCUCUCCCCGACAAAGGGAAGACGACCAAGACGCAUCCGGUCGGGCCAGAAAUCUGAAACAACGACUCCAGCGCCCGAAAUUCAUCGAUGGGUCUUCCUACUGUUUGUCAAGUUGUUGGCUCCCUCUACAAUAACGUUUCUGGCGUCGGAAACUCCGUUGACAACCAUUCUAGGUGUCUGGUAUCCGAUAGUCUUUACUUUCUACUUGCUUCAAAGACAGCAUCCUCGUGUCCUGUUCGGCAAAGCAAAGGCCAGAACGAAUGAGCAAAGACUGUGGUUACAUUAUUGGAGUAUGGUAGCCAGCUGGCAAUUUCUUCGACGGGCCAUCAUUGAUCCAGCCCUGAAAUCAACCUUCGGGUUCUUCUUUUUACUGCCAUGGAAGAUGAAACAGACAAUCCUAUCAUGCUUGGCGCAGGCUGAGCUUCUUGGCUACGUUUUGCUACUGUACCCAAUAAUCCAUUCCAAGACUUGGGAUGGCACCAUUCGCCUUACCACUGCACAAUGGAACCAUUCAAGUGUCAUUUAUAGAAUGUGGGAUCGCCACAUCUUGUCCAAGAUUGUCACGACAGAAGCGACUACUUCACUUUUGUCGAGUGCGCUUGCCAGCUUUUCGUUGGCUCCUUCUCCAACGAUCGAUAAAGACAAAGCAUGUGACGCUUUGUCGCCAUCCGAAUAUACUCCGGAAGAACAGCAGCACCCAUCGGACGUCACUUCCGCUGAAGAGAAAUCUUACUGGUCCUACUUGGAAAGGAUUUGCGAGAAGGCAUACCAACUGGUGACACAGAUGAUCAGCCUUGCUCAAUGGUUUGGGUUCAUUUCAGAAGAUACAGUAGCUUCAGCGAAAGCACUUUGGUCCAAAGUGAGAAGACUUCCUGCAGGGCUGGUGCUACCACCACUCUUUUUAGCAGUCAUGCCAAUCAAUUUUUGUGCACAGCUGGGUCUCCAGUAUCUUCAAUGGUUCUAUGCUGCCUCGUUUUCUCUCAAAGCCGCAAGCAUGCACAACACCAAGGACAUUGCAGGAAAUCGCAACCAAGGCAAACAGUGUGAAGAAACCUACUGGUUACAAUACUGGAUCGUCCACAGCACGUUUGUAUUUGGCGGCCUUGAUUAUGUUUCAUCACAAUUGCCGUCCUUGUUCAAGGGAUUGAUCCUGUGGAACUUUUGGCUGACGUUGGCUUGGAUUUGGCUCUUGCACGACAGCCUAGUAGUCCAAAGCAUGUUUGAUAUUCUGGCAGCAGAACUAGUAGGGCUUGGCCUCGUUGCAGAUGAAGUAGACGAUUCCAAAAGCAGAUACAAGGCUAACGGACAAAGUGCUCGUCAAAGACCAAACGUUUCCGAAACCAAGACUGCAAGAUUUGCCCAAUAUAUACUGCAGCAGUUACCUCGAGCCAGCCCUCAUUCCGAUACCGAGAGGGAAAACCUUGUGGUCAUGGAACAGAACAACAGGAAAUCGACACUGGAAGAAGACGAGCGAUCAUCUUGUGGUGAUUCCUAUCCAGAUCUGACAGAAGCCUCGUCAUCCCUUUCUUCGACAUCAUCCGUUUCAUAUUCAACGUCAUCAUCACCUGUACCUUCCAGCAACAAGCAAUCUGUUGUAGACAGUUCGGCUCAGUCUUCUACAACGGGCGACUUCGGUACUCCAAUGUCUGUCAAGGAUCGCCGCAAGAGGUUGCUACUUCGAUAUCGACAACAGCGAUCGAAGCAGUCAUCUCCUGUCUAA